AUGGUCAACUUCAGUGCAAUGAAAAAGGAAGCUUCCACAGUGGAAGUCCUGAAAGGAGAUUCCUGGUUGCAGCUGUCCAAGUCCAGGCUGGGUAGUGUUUUGGUUUAUUACGUAGAAAACAUCAACGCUGGCUCCGCUGACCAAAAUGGGCAGACGCUCCCACAGGUGAGUUUGUGUGAGCGUAGCGCCACUCAGUUAAGACACCUGCUGGACACGCUCAACACUGCUGCAAAAGGUCUGCCGUUCCAGUUGGAGGAACACUUUGUGUCACACGCAGUUUUCCAGGAGGAAGCGAAUAACCCGAAGAACGGAGAUUCGGCCCACAAACACCUGAAGCAGCAGUCCUCCAUCUUGGGCCACCUGGAGGCGCUGGGGCUGCUGGGCGCGGAGUUCGGGGCGGGUCGAGGGAAGCUGUCGCACUGGAUCCACCGAGCCCUGCGGGAGCAGACCCCGCCGCAGCCGGCCAGAGAACGUCUGCAGAUGCUGCUGGUGGAGCGAAGCAGCACCCGAUUCAAGGUGGACGGAAAACAUCAGGACGCCGACGUGGAGUUCGCCAGGCUGCAGAUUGACAUUCAGCAUCUUGAUUUGAGUAAAGUCCCGCUGCUGGGACGCCAGCUGCCGCUCGUCUGCGUCGGGAAGCAUUUAUGCAGAGCGGCGACAGAUUUGGCUCUUCGCUGUUUGUUCCGAACAUUGUCGACGCAUCGACACAAGCGGGCCCGGCGAGAAAAUGCCACAAAGCGUCGCGUGACUCUGCAGCGGGAGACGCACCCGAGAUCCCGCCCUGCCCGCGGACCUGCCGAGCAAGGUCCUUGCGGAUCCUCCGAUCCCCGCGGGUCCUUUGGUCCUUCUCCGGUUCUGGGCCUGGCGGUGGCACUGUCCUGUCACCAUCGUUGCGAGUGGCGUCACUAUGUGGGUCAGAAAUUCUUCUCUGAUCUGGGUCUGGGUCCCACCGAAUUCUCGAGCUUCUGCCGCAUGUCCAGCUGGGCCACGUGCGGCCUGCGAGCGGCAUCUGAUCAGAGAGCGGAUGAAGAACACGAACCGCUGAUGGCGGAGGAGACGGACGUCGCGCCGGGAUUUCUGUCGCCGGGCAAGCGCGAGCGGAUCGGACGCCGCUGCAAACUUCUGAUCGACGCCGGUAGAAUCGAGUUCCUGCGCAGCAAAGGAUUCUGCGGACGGCUGACGCGUUACGUCAGCGCUCAGGUGACCCUGGAGAACGUCCUGAUGACAGCCACACCUGCCGGCUCUUCUUCUGCCGCUUCCGAUGUUUACUCGUAA
Messenger RNA from Phyllopteryx taeniolatus (common seadragon), 1275 nucleotides. RefSeq names its product tRNA methyltransferase 13 homolog (gene trmt13). Lineage: Eukaryota; Metazoa; Chordata; Actinopteri; Syngnathiformes; Syngnathidae. The record is from RefSeq and is a predicted model, not a curated record. Gene Ontology annotation, biological process: tRNA methylation.